Messenger RNA from Symbiodinium sp. CCMP2456, 1500 nucleotides. The record is from the annotation of a GenBank genome assembly. NCBI's taxonomy places the organism in Eukaryota, Dinophyceae, Suessiales, Symbiodiniaceae.
AUGGCGGCAUCCUUCCUGCCGCUUCACAAGCAGGCACCGCCGCGGUCAAACUCGUUCUCGAAGCUGACUGCUUCUCCCGGAUCGCGGCCAGACACGCCCGGACAGAUUAAGCGAGUAUCCCGGCCUUCGUCGUCUUCGUCGACCAGAGGAGGCACCAUGGGCGCCUCGCUUCAAUAUUUGCCACCAGAGCCCUCUUCUUCGUCUUCCCGGCCCAACUCGUCGUCCCGGCAAGGCACUCUUGCAGCGUCGCUUCAUCAACCGUUGCCCGAGCCACCAGCUCCGUCUGCAGAGGCCUUCGGUGACCUGCCGAACGCCGUGCCGGAGGUGUUCGAGGAGGUCGUGCCACCUCCACCUCCACCUCCGCCACAGACAGAGGAGCAUACGUUGGAGCACCUGUCUCAGGAGAAUUCUCUGAAGGAGUUGGGACUGGUUCGCCGGGACUUCGGCGACAACGAUGAUCAUCUGUCAGAUGAUGAUGUGCAGCCGCCACCUCCCAGGGGAGCAGCUUUGAGCUUUUCGUGCACCCGUGGGAAGCGAGACAAAGUUGCCGCUCUCAGCUUCUCUGGCAGCAUGUCGGAUGCCAAUCUGGCAGCCUCCCAGUGGCUCGGAACGAUGAGCUCACCUGCGGCCAUCCAGGGUACCAACAUGAAAUGGGUACGGGGUGAAAGCAUUGGUCGCGGCACGCUUGGAAACGUUUUCCAGGCUCUGGAUCAGGAAACCGGAUCACUCUUUGCCGUCAAGGAGGUGUUGAUCAACACGUCAGAUGCUGCCGAUCUUCAGUUCAAGCAUGCGCUGGAGAAUGAGAUUCAGAUCUGCUCAGCUCUGAAGCAUCCAAGCAUUGUCACAUAUCUGGGCCACGACUCGAUCGCUGAGAGCCUCUAUAUCUACAUGGAGUACAUGAUCGGUGGGUCGAUGUCCAGCGUGCUGCAUCAGUUCGGCGCCUUCGAGGAGGGCUUGAUCAGCAAGUACGCCCGAGAUAUGUUGGAAGGGCUGGACUACUUGCACACGCGAAGCCCGCCAGUCCUGCAUCGAGACAUCAAGAGCGCGAAUGUCUUGAUGGGGCAGAGCGCAGAUGGCGGAGAGCUCUGUGCCAAGUUGGCAGACUUCGGCUGCUCAAAGAGGAACGAGAGCACCCUUUCCCACACGCUGAAGGGCUCCAUCCCGUGGAUGGCACCCGAGGUCGUAAAUAAUGUCGGAUAUGGAAGGAUGGCCGACAUCUGGAGUUUCGGCUGCGUCAUCAUCGAAAUGGGCACAGCUCAACUGCCCUGGCCGAAGUUCGACAACCCGAUGGCUGCCAUGUAUAAGAUCGGCAUGUCCAGCGAGACGCCUCGCUUGCCGACUACCUUCUCCCAGCGCUGCGUCGACUUCACUCAGCGGUGUCUGCAGCGCGAGCCCACGCAGAGGGCUGGAGCAGCGGACUUGUUGCAACAUCCCUUCGCGGCUUGGUUGCAUCUUGGAAAACUUUGGGUUUGGGGUAGGGUUCAGAGGUUGACGGCUUGA